CAGCAUGCAGUCAUCUGGUGCAUGCUUAUGUUCACCUAAAAUAAUUUGUCCAAAUUGUUGUUUCUUCGUGUCUUCGGGAUAGCUUUUGCGUUUGUGCGGGUGGUCUGCAGGAGCCUGUAGCUUCUUGUACGUUGGUAGGGCAUAAGCUCUUGUCUCGUCAGCCGCUUCCCAGGUGUUCACGUAUAUUUCCAGCUCUGUCAGAUAGGAAGAGUACAGCAGAACGAAAAUGGAGGGUGGCAAGUCGUCCGAGGUGGACGAGCAUGAGCAGGCAGCCACUGCCUAUGUGGAGAGGUAUUUGGGCGUAGUUGAGAACUUCCCGAAUGAGCUGCAACGAGUGAUCACGCAGGUACGUGAGCUGGACACGCGAACAUGCAUGGAGCUGAAGGAAUAUCAAACGAGACACUCGACGUUCGUCAGGGAUCUGACGUCUGGCGACACCAGUGCUCGUGCUCGUUCUCACAUCGCUCUCCGGCGAUCUCUGCUGAGAGAACGUGAGCUGGGAGACGAGAAGCUGCAGUUGGCCAACCAGCUUGUGGACAUGGUAGAGGGAGCGACGCGGGUGCUGGAUGAGGAUUUCCAACAUCUAGAGGCUGUGCAAACGGAUCCAGACUAUAGUAUGGCGAAUGGUGGCAGCUAUGCACGGCAUGACUAUCAUCAAGCCGACCACGCGGCGCAUGGCGGACCCAGUGGAGUGGGAACGUCUGCAGCCAGCACCAGUAACAGUCUCACUCACCAGCAGGCGUACCCUGCCAAUGCGCACCACCAGCACCAAGCUGGCUCGACCGCAACAGCCGGCUCCUCGUCACACCAUCACUAUCAGCAGGCCAGAAGCGACGAGCGCGGAACACACCAGGCUUCGGGACCCAAUCCGAAACGUCGAAAGUCCAAGUCGAAGCAGCAGUCGGAGCAGCGCGACCCGACAGACGACGCGAUGAUGACAUCGUCCGCCCACGCUCACAAAGAGAGCAGCAGUUCUGGCGGGCCGGGGACUGCAACGACAGCGGCAUCCGGCGGUGGCGCUGCUGCUGCUGCUGCUUCUGCCACCUCUGCUGCCGCUAGCGCCGUCACCACCACUGGGCACAGUACGGGGGCCAGCGUGGGCCGGCCGGUCAAGCAGGGCAACCGCAAACCGCGCGUCAAGGACAAGAUGGCCAAGCGAACGGAGAGCGGCGAGCGCGGUGGCGGUUCGAGCUCGCAGAAGAACUCCUCGUCGUCGGGCAGCGGUGUGGCCGUAAAGCCGCUGGCCACCGUUAUUCCAUCGGACACGGUGAUCGACCCCAACGAGCCGACCUACUGCGUGUGCCAUCAAGUGUCGUACGGAGAGAUGAUCGGUUGCGACAACACGUCGUGCGAGAUCGAGUGGUUCCACUUCGCCUGUGUCAGUCUGGUCUCCAAGCCGAAGGGCAAGUGGUAUUGUCCGAACUGCCGGCGCGAUCACCAUCGCGCCGACCAGGCCAAGCUAUCGACCGCGUCGGAAAAGUCCAGCCGUGGACGGUGACAUAAUCAUCGUGCGCGCAGGCGUCUAACGUUUAUUGAUCCAGCAGUGGUGGUAGGUGUGAGAGUCGUGAUAGUGUGGUGUUGUCACAGAUGUUCCCAGGAACUCCGGUGACAAUGCGAGAGUGUUCUAUCACUUGUUGCUUUGGCAGCUCUGUCUGCGGACGAAUGAUGGCGGUGUUGAGAACGAUCUGUGGAGUAUGGCAUUAUAGAACCUUGCGUAUGCUGCUCCCAUAGGCUAUGUUUAUAGAAUUGGCUGUUGUAUCUGCUCUCUCUCUCUCUCUCUCUCUCUCUCUCUCUCUCUCUCUCUCGCUCUCUCUCGCUCUCUCUCGCUCUCUCUCUCUCUCUCUCUCUCUCUCUCUCUCUCUCUCUCUCUCUCUCUUUCCCUCUCUUUAGUUCUCGCUCUCUUUCCCUCUCUUUCUCGCUCUCUCUCUCUCUCUCUCUCUCUCUCUCUCUCUCUCUCUCUCUCUCUCUCUCUCUCUCUCUCUCUCUUCUUCUUCUUCUUCUUCUCUCACUCUUUCUCUCUGGUGCUCUGCGUACCAUGUUCUUUCCUUUCUGCUACUGCUGGUGUGAUAUGACUAACACUUACUCUGCAGCUGUUGAUUGCUUUUACCCGCAAGUGGUUACCUGGUGGCGUGCGAACACAUGUGUGUGCUCCUCGCUCGCAAGCCUUCUUUUUUUUGUUGGCGGCUUGUCAGCCAUCUGUUCUUCGGAUUGUACAUAUGACAUUCUCGUUCAUGUGUGCGUGUACGUAUAUAAGUGUGUGUAGAUACCUGGCGAUGAUGCACUGCACGAGCAGUGUACUUGCGCUCUGCGGCCUUUCUCUAACCGCUUCCGUCUGGCGCGCGCUAUGACUUUGUGACCACGCGCUGCAGGAUAUGUGAACACAGCGUGUGUUUGUGUGCGUGCGUGCGUGUGUGAUCACGUGUCACCAAGGCCUGCACAUACCCGGUUCACGAAAUGUCAGGAAUGUCAUCGUCAUGACUACCAUUAUGCUGCAUGUAUUAACAGAGUGUAAUUGGCUGCUGCUGCUGCUCUCCCUCUCUCACUCUCUCUCUCUCUCUCUCUCUCUCUCUCUCUCUCUCUCUCUCUCUCUGGCGGCGCGUGCGCUUCUCGCAAUAGUCCUGCGCCGCUCGGCACUGUUCACACUUAGUUUAUAAUUCCUCCACUACCUCUCUCACCCAUUCCCUCUAGCUUACUCCUCCACUACCUCUCUCACCCAUUCCCUCUAGCUUACUCUCUGUCUCUAUCUGCCCUAGGGACUGACGUACACAUACAUGUACAUGGAGAUUUCUGGCUCCUUUCUAGUACCUUGUAGUAUAGCCGCGUGGUGUCUCAGCUCUGCAAGCUGCUUAGUGUCUUUUGUCUUUUUCUGUUUGAAAUUUUUUAAGUUGCCGAUGAUGGAGUUUGU
Molecule: messenger RNA, 2905 nt
Organism: Sycon ciliatum
Lineage: Eukaryota; Metazoa; Porifera; Calcarea; Leucosolenida; Sycettidae
Product: inhibitor of growth protein 2-like
Exons: 1
Coding region: 227-1498 (423 amino acids)
Biological process (GO): positive regulation of DNA-templated transcription
Cellular component (GO): nucleus
Source: RefSeq, a predicted model, not a curated record